This is a messenger RNA of Drosophila albomicans, 2802 nucleotides long. RefSeq lists its product as uncharacterized. The record is from RefSeq and is a predicted model, not a curated record. Lineage: Eukaryota; Metazoa; Arthropoda; Insecta; Diptera; Drosophilidae. The coding region runs from base 127 to 2655 and encodes 842 amino acids. The transcript has 6 exons.
CGGGUGAGGCACCUGCUUGCCCAAAUACUGUACAAUCAGUUCGAAUAGUUUAGCAGGUGGAACAAGUUUCCAUUCAACGAUCCCCACACACAUUUACACACAACGACAACAAGGAGCAACAUCGGCAUGCAACUCGCAGAGUUCCAGGCAGCCGCUGUCUGCCUUUGCCUGGGUCUGAUCCUGACAAUCAGCCCGGCGCAGGCUCAGGAGAAUGCACAACUUCAGAUUCCGCCCUCGCUGAUAGAAUGCUACAACACCUCAUAUUUCAUGAAUCGCGACAAUCGUCUGCCCGCCAACAUGGAUACAUUGAUCUCACUGAUUGAGAAGGUCGAGAAUAGUUACGUGGCCACUGGUUACCAGAUGGACAUUAGACAGGUGUCUGUGGCCCUGCUGCAUCGAUUCCGUCAAGAUGGCAUUAAGCGAGCUGCUGGCGUCCAAGCUGUUAGCGGUGUCAUUCCCUACAGUCCAACCGGAUUUCAAUUCCCCAAGCUGCGCAUUCUGCUCUCCCUCCUCCUGCAGGGCAAUGCAAAUACCUUCCCCAACAGCUCGCUUACCAGCACUGAGCGCUGCUCUCUGCACUUUAUGAUGUCCAGCACGUUCGAUACCCGAGCCCGUGGCGAUGAGAAUACCGUUUGUAGCCAGCUCUCGCAGUAUCGCGCUCAACGUUUGCCCCGGGGUCUCAUUAGAGAUGCCAGCAAUAACUUCAUUGGCGACGCCGAGUGGCUGGACAAGUCCCGGAAACGGGCUCUCUCCGGCUCCAACUAUGUGCAGCUCGGUGAACUAGAUUACGACACGGAUUGGGCCUAUGCAGGCACCGAGGGUCAGAGCCAAUGUCCCGUGGAAGACGGCGUGGUGCGGACUCCUUGGGGCACCGUUUCAGCUGGAGCUUUGAUUGCUGGUGUCGCCACUGGCUUGCAGCAGCAAAAUGUGGCUGUAAACACGCUGCUCAGGCAUUCUUCUCAGCGACGUGGUCGCCCACAACGGCAAACGACGGCGACAUCGAUUGACAAUCGCUGGGCCGCCACGCUUGGCGGUGAUCUGGCUGAGGUGACUCUUGUUCAGGUGCCAGUUUCCACAAACAAUGCGGCUUCGGUGGGUGCCACCGGUGGCUGGAAUGACACGGUGCUGCCUCACUGGUAUUUCCUCACGCAACGCACUAAUCUGGAAGCCACCGACGCGGAGAUACGAGGAGGACUCGAUGGCUUGAUCAUUGCCAAGAACAUUGCCCAGUGGAAGACACAAGCCUCCAGUCUGAAGUUGUCCCAACUGCUUCGCAUGUACUACUCGACCACAGGUGUUCUGGGCUCGGGCAUUACGGCUUGCAGUCGCCAGUCGCAGUUCCCCAUUGUGGCGCCCACCACUGAGAUGCAGGGUCAAGUCAGUGCCUUUGCCCAGGUGCUCGAUAACGAGAUGCAGCUGAAGGUUACACUUCAACCCGAUACGAUAGCCAAUUUCGCCAGCACUGCGUCCCUUUCGUUAGUUACCUAUGUCCCACAAUCCUUGAAUGAUGUGUCGUGCUCGGCUACCACUAAUCAGGAUUUGUCGGCCAUUAUCACCCCUAUGACGAAUCUGUUCAUCUUCUUGGACACAUCGUGGCAGUACAGCUCCAUUGUUGACUAUGUUGCUUAUAUCCUGCAGCAGCUGAACAUACAUCCUUAUGCCAGUUCCGUAACGAUGCUCUCAGCCUACGAUGGCUCGGUUAUUGUCAACACCACGAACUACAUCACCGACGUUUACCAGCAGUGGAAUGUGACCACGCAAGCGCAGUAUACUCAGGGAUUCAAUCUGCCCACGGUGUUGCGCACUAUUCAAAACUUGACCCAGACUCUGCUCAAUGGCGAGCAGACAAAUUCCUCUGUCGGUGGUCGCUCUCUAGUGGCUUUGAUUCUGCCGAAUCAAGCAACUGUGAAUGAUGGCGACUCCAGCUAUGCAACAACUGAGUUGCAGUACAUCAACGAGCAGAUUCCGGAUCUUCGUUUCAUCUACUACGGCGGCGGUAGCAUUCAGCGCUUCGCCAGCUUUGUGCGCGACUCCACCAAGGAUCUGUUCUCCCUCACCAUCGGCAGUACGGUAGCCACUUCAGCCGGACCCGUGGCUAAGCGCAUAAUAACGAUUCCACGCCGUAUCAUCAACCCACGUUGUGGAUCUGCCUGGUACACAUCUACGUGGGGUACCGAUCAGAUGUAUCAGUAUGUGCGACCAGGAACCGUCAACUUCUACCGCAUGGCGUCGAAUUACUUCUAUGGCACUGGCGCCAAUAGAGUGGUGACCAUUCAAUCCCAGAAUGGCGGCACCUUCACCGUCUGCACCUCGCGCAGCUAUGAGUGGCCACAGCAGAACUCGACGACUUCGUCCACGACAACGACAGGCACUACGGAUCAGUCCUGUACGCAGAUCACCAACAGCUUCUCCUAUGAUCUGUCAAGUGCCUGCAAUGGUUACUACACCAUAACGCAAUGUCCGCCUCUCUACUUGUCUGUGCAGCCGGGCACCAUCAACACAACAUCCUGCACGCAGGAUGAGUGUCAAACGCCGGAUGAAUGGCGUUACCUUGUGUCCUCGGUCAACAUGGGUUGCUAUAGUGGAGUUGCCGGAUUGGCGGGCAGUCUCUUGACCAUUCUGCUGGCCCUGCUGCUGCAGCAAUCUGUCCAAUAAUACACACAAAUUGUAGAUUUAGUUGCAGUGCAGUGUAACAGAGUUCAAAUUACCCACUUUUGACCUAAAUUAUUAUUAUGAUUUUUUAUUUAAGUUGUAAGUUCAAUUGACGAAAGUCGCUAAUAAAGUCCCCCCACUAGAACUACA